AGCUCUCCCCCUCUCUCCGUCUCUGUCUCUCUCUCUCUCCCGCGCCGUGGAGUGAAACCCUGUUUGGACUCUCGACUGUGCUGUGCAGCCGCGACGCCUGACGUCACCUCCAGUCGAGAAAAGCAGGAAUUCAAGAUUCGUUCGGCAAUGAGAGUAAACUCUGGGACAUGGACGUCAACUUACGCGCAGGGGCCUGCGUGACUGGAGACAUCAUACGCCAUAAUUAUCCCUGUUCUUGCCCUCCCGAGGCCCCUUUUAGUGCCGUCUCUCCCAAUCCUCUCUGUCGGCGCACAUAGUCCGAUACACCAACUUACACAAGCCCGAUCGAAUCAUUCGGACUGCGCAGACGACGACAACAAACGCGAUUCACUACAGCACAUCUUCCAAUACGAUAUACCAUUAGCAACAUCACAGCAUAGCGAAGAUAGAAAGGGAAGAACAGAAAGAAGCCAAAAUGCCUUCCGUUCUCGGUCUGACCACCGAUCCCUCCCCCCAUGGACCCGGAGCAGAUGAGCGCCAGAAGAAGAAGAAGAAGCCCCAGUUUCAGGGUGGUGGAGAAAAUGUCGACAACAAGCAGCUAGCCCGUCGCGAGAAACCCGAUGGCGAACGCAAAGCAUCAUCGUCGCAGUCUCCCCCGGCUCCCGAAGAGAAGAAGAAAAAGAAGAAAACGAAGGAGAAGAAGGAGAAGAAGGCUGGCAAGCAGAUGCGUCACUACUCGUCCGACGAGGAAGAGGAUUCAGAGGAGGAGGGCCCCCUCAACACCAUCAAGCUGCGCAACCACGCAAAGGCCAUUGAGAUGGAGACGCUGCUCUGGGGAGCCCUCUGCCACAAGCCCAAGAGUGCCCUGAAGUACAUAGGCAAGGGCGCCAUCAUGUGCAAUCCCAUCAUCUUUGGCGACAACGAGGUCUACUCGGAGCGCUCCGAGCCCACCCUCAAGGAGAUGCUCAAGGAGCACGCUGACCCGCCCCUGAGCUUCAAGAUGCACAAACCCCACGUCUGCGAGGUCGGCCUGAUGGCCAUGUCCAUCUGCUGUGACGUCACCUUCUUCCGCAUGGGCGAGGACAACACACUUGAGGCCGAGGAGUGUAGGAUUUCGUCCAGUUGGAGACAGUGCGCUAGCGGAGACUGGGAGAUGGGCAGUUGCAUGGCUGGAUGGCAGGAUUAGAGCGCGCACCGAUUUGGUAUUGCAAGGCUGCUUGGCUAUGGGUUCCGUUACGUAUGUAUGGCGUUGAUUAGCAGUUUCGUGCAGGGUUUCAUUUCCGAUUGUAAUUUACCACGGCCUAUAAUGACCCCUUCCGACUAUAAGCACAUAAACGGUGAAGUUUCCGAUAACACCCAAGCAUGUAAAAUGUUUAAUUGCCGUUGUUAAAACACCCAAGGUCUAAACGAGUUUUCUAAUCGAAUUUGCA
This is a messenger RNA of Colletotrichum navitas, 1409 nucleotides long. RefSeq lists its product as uncharacterized. The record is from RefSeq and is a predicted model, not a curated record. The coding region runs from base 455 to 1165 and encodes 236 amino acids. The transcript has a single exon. NCBI's taxonomy places the organism in Eukaryota, Fungi, Ascomycota, Sordariomycetes, Glomerellales, Glomerellaceae.